Molecule: messenger RNA, 1294 nt
Organism: Phymastichus coffea
Lineage: Eukaryota; Metazoa; Arthropoda; Insecta; Hymenoptera; Eulophidae
Gene: RpL5
Product: large ribosomal subunit protein uL18
Exons: 6
Coding region: 185-1087 (300 amino acids)
Biological process (GO): translation; ribosomal large subunit assembly
Cellular component (GO): cytosolic large ribosomal subunit; ribosome
Molecular function (GO): structural constituent of ribosome; 5S rRNA binding
Source: RefSeq, a predicted model, not a curated record
GUGGUGUUCCGGAAACUCGCCUUAUCGCGGCGUCAACCGGCAGACGUCAUUCAUCGCCGCUAACUUCAGCGGCAAACAGACGCAUGCGCAAGUUCAUUGCAAUGUUGGAAGAAGGUUCCUUUUGCGCGAGAGUCGCGCCAUCGAAGGUGUAUCCGUUGCAGGGUCUUCGGAUUUUCCAUCGAAAAUGGGUUUCGUUAAGGUUGUUAAGAACAAACAGUACUUCAAGAGGUUCCAAGUCAAAUACAAGAGGCGUCGUGAGGGAAAGACUGAUUAUUAUGCCCGUAAACGUCUUACUGUUCAAGACAAAAACAAGUAUAACACCCCUAAGUACAGGCUGAUCGUUCGCUUAUCUAAUAAGGACAUCACUUGCCAGGUUGCAUACUCCAGGAUUGAGGGUGAUAAAAUUGUUGCUGCUGCUUAUAGUCAUGAACUCCCAAGAUACGGAGUCAAAGUUGGUCUUACCAAUUAUGCAUCUGCAUACUGUACAGGUCUUCUUUUGGCCAGAAGGCUCUUGAAAAAAUUGGGUCUUGACCAAUUAUACACAGGCACAACUGAGGUUAAUGGUGAUGAAUACAACGUUGAAGAGCUGGACAAGGGUCCUGGUGCAUUCAAGUGCUAUUUGGACACUGGUCUCAUGCGUACCACCACUGGUGCCAGAAUCUUUGGUGCCAUGAAGGGUGCUGUAGAUGGUGGUCUCAAUAUCCCUCACAGUCUGAAGCGAUUCCCCGGCUACGACAAUGAAAGCAAAUCUCUGAAUGCCGAUGUUCACCGUCAACACAUUUUCGGACAGCAUGUAGCCAACUAUAUGCGUACUCUUGAAGAAGAAGACGAUGAAGCAUUCAAACGUCAAUUCUCACAAUACAUCAAGAAUGGAGUUACCGCUGAUAACAUCGAGGCCAUGUACAAGAAGGCACAUGAUGCAAUCCGUGCCAAUCCAGACGUAGAGAAGAAGCAAGAGAAGACAGAGCCAGAGGAGAAGAAAAAGAAGAGGUGGAAUCGCGCGAAAAUGUCGCUUUCGGAGCGCAAGAAUCGUGUCGCGCAAAAGAAAGCAUCCUUCCUCAAGAGUCUUGGAACAGAAGACGCAUAAAUACUUCCAUCUACCUUUAUACUGUGUGCCGGUAUUUCACACAUCGGCUCGUAAAAGGCCGAUAGUUAUCAUAAUUAUAAUGUAUUUUUUAUGUGUAAUACGGGUGCAUCAGUAUGAGAGUAAUAAAAUCGUAUGCGUUUAUCUCAAUUUUUUUUGUAAUUUAUAUGAGUAUCUGGUUUCAUAAAAAAUCUUAAAUUCUACAACCUA